Molecule: messenger RNA, 3114 nt
Organism: Salvelinus fontinalis (brook trout)
Lineage: Eukaryota; Metazoa; Chordata; Actinopteri; Salmoniformes; Salmonidae
Product: ras-related protein Ral-B-like
Exons: 8
Coding region: 265-1131 (288 amino acids)
Biological process (GO): Ras protein signal transduction
Cellular component (GO): plasma membrane
Molecular function (GO): GTPase activity; GDP binding; GTP binding
Source: RefSeq, a predicted model, not a curated record
UUUCCUCCGUGCACGUCCGGAAGGUGGGGUUUUGUGUUAUAGCGGACAGUUAGUCAUUCUGUGUUAAAUCAGUGGUAUUUAGCAGCCCUAUGCCUCGGUAUGCACCAUUAACGCGCUUAUCAAGAUAGCAGCAAGAAAGGGGAGAGGUCAAAAUCCUGCUUUGAUACAACAUUGUCAUCUUUGGCGGUAUAGAUUGAUUUUCAAGGAAGAUGUUCUAUCUGGACACUACGGCCAAUAACAGCAGCAACUGCUUUUGGAUGCUUUAUGGAUGGAGUCUGCAGCAAUGGAUGGCCUUCAAGAGUGUACGCUGAUCAUGGGGUCGGAAAUGUAGAUAUUGCCAGAUGUUCACUGUCCGAGGAACAGGCUGUGGAAGCUUUAUUGCUGACAAAAGUGUCCAUAACCAGAGGUGGUGUCAGUGAGUGUUUUGAGCAUAGUGAGUGUGUGUGUGUGUGUGUGACGGUGUGUGUGUAUGUGACGUGUGUGUGUGUGAGACAGAGACCAGCGAUGGCUGCCAGUAAGAAUAAGACCCAGAGUUCUCUGGCCCUGCACAAGGUCAUCAUGGUGGGCAGUGGUGGUGUGGGGAAGUCUGCACUCACACUGCAGUUCAUGUACGACGAGUUCGUAGAGGACUACGAGCCCACCAAGGCAGACAGCUACAGGAAGAAGGUAGUGCUGGAUGGAGAGGAGGUCCAGAUCGAUAUCCUGGACACGGCUGGACAGGAGGACUAUGCUGCUAUCAGAGACAACUACUUCAGGAGUGGAGAGGGCUUCCUGCUAGUCUUCUCCAUCACAGAACACGAGUCUUUCACAGCCACUGCAGAGUUCAGGGAGCAGAUCCUGCGUGUGAAAGCGGAAGAGGAUAAGAUUCCUCUGUUGGUGGUGGGGAACAAGUCUGACUUGGAGGACCGCAGACAGGUGUCUGUAGACGAGGCCCGAGCCAAGGCAGAGGAGUGGGGGGUGCAGUACGUGGAGACAUCAGCCAAGACGCGAGCCAACGUCGACAAGGUAUUCUUUGACCUGAUGCGGGAGGUGCGGGGAAAGAAGAUGUCGGAAAACAAGGACAAAAACGGCAAGGGGAAGCACAAGAAUAAGAACAAGAAGAGUUUCAAAGAGCGAUGCUGUUUACUCUGAACGCAACAUGGACCUUUAUAACACAAAACACCACAAUCUAUCGUUACGCUGAGGAACCAACCAGCUCAGAAUCACAGAGCAUCCAUCCUCACGUUGAGUUGAAAUAUGUGUCUGUUAGUAUUGAAUCUGGCCAUAUUAGUGUUGUUUAGCAGGUUUGGGGUCAGUUCUAUUUAAACUGUCAAUUCCAGAAGUUAACUAAUAUUCCAAUUGCAAUUUUGCUCAUUGCUUUUCAAUACAGAAAAUUGGAAUUUGGCAUUUCAGUUUCCUUGUUGAAGUGAAAUUGACAUUUUUUUCCAAACCAGGUGUUUACCACAUUCUCAACCACUGUUUUUGCAUCUAAAACUUAAGCUUUGAUAGAUAUUCUGACUGUUUAUUGUUUUUAAUGGAAGGUGACCACUGUUCUGCGACUUGGACUGCAAUGCUUGACCUCUCCCCUGAUGACAACCCAAUUACCAAACUGCCCCAAACACUAACUUCAGUCUGCUUGGAUCUUGUUCUGUCUGUCUCAAUAUAUCUGUCCUUUAUGAUCAACAUAUGGUCAUGCCAUUUAUUUUAGUCUAGAACGUGCAUGGGGAUUUUAAUCUAGAAUGGGAAUGGAUCUGUUAAUGGGGAUAGGUUCAGUCAAGGACAGAAAUGUAGCGAAACUCUAUUCAAUGCUUUUCACUGAUGUCUGUUUAUGUGGUAUGGACAUCAGACUAAGCUUUGUUUGUUAAUGAACAAAAAAAGUAUAUUUACUAGUUAGUAAGAGGGACUAGGACUGAACGUGUCAUUGUUUCCUCUACAAUAGGAUAAAGCAAUUGUCAAUCAAGAAGGCUCAUCGUCUUAUGAUUCGAAGUACAUGUGAUAUUAUUAGGGCCAGUCAGUUUACAUUGUCAGGAAAAAAUCCUGUCCCUGGUCUAAGUAGGAUGGAUGUUGAAGUGUGAAGUUGUAAGAGUUUACUAACCAGAGGUCCUGUGGUAAUGGACAGGCAGUGUUUCUGGAGCCCCCUGCUGGCAUUCCUUGGUAAAUACAGGAACUGAAAAUGGAACUGCCGCCACAUCCUUUACAUUUUAGUCAUUUAGCAGACGCUCUUAUCCAGAGCGACUUACAGUAAAGUGCAUACAUUUUACAUACUGAGACAAGGAUAUCCCUACCGGCCAAACCCUCCCUAACCCGGACGACGCUAUGCCAAUUGUGCGUCGCCCCACGGACCUCCCGGUUGUGGCCGGCUGCGACAGAGCCUGGGCGCGAACCCAGAGACUCUGGUGGCGCAGCUAGCACUGCGAUGCCCUAGACCACUGCGCCACCCGGGAGGCAUUAGUCCUUUAGAUAUGGGUCAGUUGGCACCAUAAGAGUUGGCACCAUAACUAUCAGCCAGUCACCUUCAGCUUUGGGGUAUUAAUAUUUUAACUUAUUUGGGGUUUUAUUCAAAUGCUUUUUUUGUAGAAAGUGCACUACAUUGUUGCCAAUACCUUAAAAAAAUAACUGUUCAGAGUUCCCAAGCUAGAGAAUGCUAAAGCAGUUUGUGCCAACAACACAAGGAUAACAUGAUAUCGCCUACCAACUAAUCACUCCUCUCUAUAUAAAUAAUGUUUGUUAAUUAACUGAGUGAAUGUAUGUGCAUCAGACUACAGUUGAUACUUCUGGUUCCUUUGUGUACGUGUGAAUGAAACCUGGGUCAUGUUAUUUGGCACAAAAUGGAAGAAAAUUGACAAACAGGAAGGGACUUUUUUGUUGUUGCUGAAAAACAUUGUGCCCUAAUGAACGCCACUCUGGUGAGGGACACAGUUUGUUUGCUGUUAUUGUUGGAUCAGUCACUCUGUUCUGCCCUACAACAGUAAAGUAAUAUUUUCAACAACUGUCCUAACUGUUCUGCUCUUUUAUAAAAAUGUGUGUCCUCUUCUGUUGUUUUAAAGCUAGUCUACUAUUGCUAGGUUUUUCACUGUCUUCUGAACAAAAAAAAGACUUCAAAAUGUUGCCAAAUAAAUGCUUUUUCCUUUGUAA